AUGUCGCACAUCACUUCAGCCCCCGAUGCAAUGGUGGAAAAAGCAGAGAAAAGUAACUCAGAAGCAUCCGUACCUCUCGAGGGUGUAUCCCCAGCGGUCCCUAUCCAGCGGACUGAAAACCUCUCCAGCUACGGAGACCCACGUAAAUGGCCCAUUUGGAAGAAAAAUGUCCAAAUCCUAAUGGUCGCUUUUCAUUCGAUGGUGGCGACCUUUAUGGCUGCGGGAAUCAUCCCAGCAUUUGACGCUAUGGCUGAAGCGUACGGCGUGACCGUGCCAGAGGCAAGCUAUCUAACAUCGAUACAAAUCCUGGUGUUGGGGCUCACGCCGUUCCUGUGGAAACCGAUUACCUGCGUCUACGGUCGAUACCACGUGUUGCUGGUCUCCGUUCUCGGUAGUCUGGUCUGCAACAUUGGUGGAGCUCGGUGCACAACGUAUGGAGCACAGAUGACGACACGGGUUCUCACUGCCAUACUCAUUUCACCGCCGAUUGGCAUUGGGAGCGGUGUCAUCACCGAGCUCUGUGAGCCUGAAGAAAGAGCCCAGAAGCUGGGGUGGUGGACAUUGAUGACCACGCUUGGAACCCCGGGGGGCCCGUUUAUCAUGGGCUUCUUCCUCGCUUACCUCCUCCUGGGCGAGGAAACGAUAUAUGCCCCUGCGGACGCCGGUAGUGGCAAGGGUGGCCCGACGAGCAAGCUUAUCCCCCGUCGAAUCGACCCGCGCCCUCUGAAACCUUGCGAGUUCAUAGAGUCGAUCUUCUUGUACCGGUAUCCGCGAAUCCUGAUUCCUACGGUUGCUCAGUGCGUUGUCUUUUGCUAUGCAAAUACGGCCAUCAUCGUUGAAAUGCCCAUUGCCUUUGGCCAGAAGUUUCAUUUCGACGCUCAGCAGAUCGGACUGCAGUAUAUUGCAGUGAUUAUAGGAAGUCUCGUCGGGGAACAAGUCAGCGGGCCUAUGUCAGACUGGUUCAUGAAAGCACUGAGUAAGAGAAGAGGACACUUCCAACCGGCCGAUCGCUUAUGGCUUUCGUACAUUGGGUUCGCAACCGUCAUUGCGGGACUCUUGACAUGGGGAUUUCAACUGGAUAAUGCCACAUCGUGGAACGUCACUCCCUGCAUAGGUGCGGCUAUUGCGAGUUUUGGUAAUCAGAUCCUGACUACUAUUCUCAUCUCAUUCGCGGUGGAUUGCUACAAAGAUCAAUCCACCGACAUCGGUGUGUUUGUCAACUUCGUCCGCCAUAUUUAUGGAUUUAUCGGUCCGUUCUAUUUCCCUCCCAUGUUUAAAACAUUGCACCUGGGUGGCGCUGCGGGAGUCAUGUGUGCGAUCAUUGGCAUGUGUGCUUUGGCCCCUAUCGUGGCGAUGCAUGUUGUUGCCAGUCGUGGAAGUUAA
Messenger RNA from Aspergillus bombycis, 1383 nucleotides. Its product is annotated as MFS multidrug transporter. The record is from RefSeq and is a predicted model, not a curated record. Gene Ontology annotation, biological process: transmembrane transport. Lineage: Eukaryota; Fungi; Ascomycota; Eurotiomycetes; Eurotiales; Aspergillaceae. The coding region runs from base 1 to 1383 and encodes 460 amino acids. Gene Ontology annotation, molecular function: transmembrane transporter activity. The transcript has 4 exons.